UAAAGUUCCUGGUUCAGAGUGAGAGGCAACGGAAAGCGUUCAGCUGUCUUGUUCUUCCCGACUGCCGCCCAGGCAGAAUGGGCUCUGAAGGCAGGGAUUCCCCUCUUCCUGAGCCUGCAGCUCGGGCCGACUGUGAACUCGGGCCGAGGCAGCACGGGCUGAGGGGGGCUUCGGGGAAAAGCCGGCACCCGGUGUCUCAGUCCGCCAUGCCCCCCACAUUUGACGUGAUGAGUCAGGAUGAACUGCGAAAAAAGCUAUACCAGACGUUUAAGGAUCGAGGUAUACUGGACACGCUCAAGACGCAACUCCGAAAGCAGCUGAUUCAGGAAUUGAUGCACCCUGUCUUGAAAGGAGAGCUGCAGCCCCGGUCCGUUUCCAUGGAAGGGAGCUCCCUCUUAAUAGGCGCCUCUAACUCUCUAGUGGCAGAUCACUUGAAGAGAUGUGGCUAUGAGUAUUCACUUUCUGUUUUCUUCCCGGAAACUGGGUUAGCCACAGAAAAGGUAUUUACUAUACAAGAUCUAUUACAACUCCUCAAAAUCAACCCUGAAUCCAGUCUCUACAAAUCACUGAUUUCAGGAUUUGAUAACGAAAACAAAAAAGGUUUUCUCCUGCAGUUUUUAAGGGAAGUGGCCGAAUAUCACCAGUCCCGAGCCAGCUGUGAUGUGGAAACGCAGACAAGUUCAGCGUUUCCUGGCAAAGACUCACUUGCAGAGAAGCUUCAGCUUAUUGACGAUCAAUUUGCAGGUGCUUAUCCUCAGCGUCCAAAAUUAGAAUCCUUAGAAAUAAAGUUAAGUGAAUAUAAGAGAGAAAUCGAACAGCAGUUAAGGGCAGAAAUGUGUCAAAAGCUCAAGUAUUUUAAAGAUACUGAAAUAGCAAAAAUUAAAAUGGAAGAGAAAACAAAGUUGGAGAGGGAAUUCGCUGCAUUCCGGAACGAAUUGGAGAGAGCCUGUCAAGCAAAAUCUGAAUCCCUCAUUUCUCGGGAAAAGUUGGCUCUUGAGAGAAUUCAGAAGCACCAAGAGAUGGAAACCAAAGAGAUUUAUGCGCAGAGACAGCUUCUACUAAAAGAUAUAGAUGUGCUAAGAGGCAGAGAAGCAGAGCUGAAGCAAAGAAUCGAAGCUUUUGAAUUGGCUCAGAGGCUACAAGAAGAAAAAAAUAAAAGCACAACUGACGCACUUAGGAAACGGGAGCUGAAUGUCAAGAGUAUUGAGGAGACCUAUGACCAAAGGCUCAAGAAUGAGCUUCUCAAGUAUCAACUGGAGCUCAAGGACGACUAUAUCGCUAGAGCUAACAAGCUGAUAGAAGAUGAGAGGAAGAAUAAAGAAAAAACUAUCCAUUUGCAAGAGGAGCUCAGAGCUAUUAAUUCAAAAAAAGAAGAACUCAGUCAGUCUGUAAAUCGCAUCAAAGAGCUUGAGCUUGAGUUAGAGUCGGUCAGAGCCCAGUCUUUGGCAAUAACCAAGCAAAACCGCCUGCUGAACGAAAAGGUGAAAGAGAUGAGUGACUAUUCACUACUGAAAGAAGGGAAACUGGAGCUUCAGGCGCAAAAUAAGUUACUUAAGCAACACCUGGACGAGAUCAGAAACCAGAACUUGCGUCUCCUAAGCCACCUGUCUCAGCCAUCUCCAGAGCUGGCGGCUUUUCAGAAAGAACUAAAGAAAGCAGAAAACGUUAUCGCGUUCGAGCACAAGGAGUUCGAGGCGCACAAGCAGGCCCUGCAGAAGCAGCUGCAAAGCGAGAUUGAACAUUCUGCACAGCUGAAGGCCCAGAUACUUGACUACGACGACUCAGUAAAGAGGUUAACUAUACAGGUUGCUGACUUGAAAUUGCAGCUGAAACAAACCCAGACAGCUCUCGAGAACGAGGUGUACCGCAACCCAAAGCAUUCUCUGCUCGAUCGUUCCAUCAGCGGAUUAAUGGGUGGCAACGUGGCGGUGCCUCGCGAUGGUGACUGCAGCGGGGAUUCUUUGAAAACCGCUUUUGGACAGGAAAGGCUGACGGUGGGCACGGUGGUGUCAAGGAUCGCAAGUUACCUAAACCCGAGCGCCGAGAGUAGUUCCCCCGAUUCUGACCUUGAGUUUGUAGCCAACACCAAGGCCAGGGUGAACGAGCUAGAGCAAGAGGCCAAACGUUUGGAGAAAGCUUUCCAAAGCUACCAUCUAAGAGUUACUCCACACCUCCCGGGAAGCCGUUCAGCAGCCAAGAGCCCGCCGCCCCUGCCCCCCCUGCACUCGACAGGAACGCUCCAGAACGCCUCUUCCAGUUGCCCCGGAAGACGUGCUUCUGCGGAGGACGUGGCUGUCGCUGAGCAGCCCGCGGCGGGCGCGCCCGAGGAGGACGGGAGCAGCGGUGCGCGCGCGCGGCCACGCAGGGGCGCUCCCUCCCGGCGCCUCUCCUCCACUCCCCUGCCCAAGGCGAAGAAGAGCCUCCUUCGUAAAAUGUGUCUGGAAGGUGUGGACAUACCCCAUGCUGCGGGCUGCAGCCCCGGUCCUGACAGAACGUCCCGGCCAUCACCGCCCGGGUCCAGGCACGGCCCUUCCGUCCACACGCCACCCAGCCCUCCAGAGCAGGCCAGUCUUCAUCAAAGUCAGAUGGAACUUGAGGACAAAAGAGAAUUUUCAGAUCCGGACAAGCUACCUUUUAAGGACAAUGAGGAAUUUGGACCAUCUUUUGAAUAUGCAGGGAGCACGCCGAGGCAGCGCGAAGUGGACAGCCUCCACCCCGCUGGCGACAUGCCUCACACGGGUGCCGCCGCCGCCGCGUCUGCCAGACCUGUCUCCUGUCGCCACCCGAUCCCAUUAGGUGUAGAUCAGAAACAAAUGGGAGAACAGACGGAAGAAGAAAAAAUGUGGGAACAGCACAUGACAGAACAAAAGCAGAGAGAAGAAAUAAGGCAGAACGAACUGCAAGAAGCUUUAGAAAGGGAACGAAGGGAACUAGAGAAACUGGAUCAAGAGCGGAGGAUGAUUGAAGAAUCUUUGAAGAAUGAAAUGGAAAAAGAAUUAGAAAUGAGUGUUGAAGAAGUAAAAGACCAGUAUGCUUGUGGUGAAAACCCUUUAGAGAAGUACAUGAAAAUUCUUCAGCAAAAUCAAGACCAGGAGUCUGCAGAUAAGAGCUCAAGGAAGGUUGGCGGAGAAAGCUCACAAGCGGACACACUACCACCUAGUGACAAAGACGAAAGGUACGGCCUCCCACAGCGUGGUGUGUCCUGCGCAGCCCGUUGUGUGGCGGGUUGUGUCAGCCGAGGGAAUGUUCACACAUUUUCACGGGCUUUUCUCACGAAGAACCGGAUGACUUCUGGUGACCAUGUUUGCCGCUCAGCGCCUUACCAUGUAAUGGAAUUCGAGGCCUGUGUAUUCGCUGUAAUAAGACCAACUUCUCAAUAAAAAUUUUAUGUGCAGCCUCA
This is a messenger RNA of Hyaena hyaena (striped hyena), 3400 nucleotides long. It is a transcript of the gene OFD1, whose product is annotated as OFD1 centriole and centriolar satellite protein. Gene Ontology annotation, molecular function: protein binding. The coding region runs from base 78 to 3380 and encodes 1100 amino acids. The transcript has 23 exons. Gene Ontology annotation, biological process: epithelial cilium movement involved in determination of left/right asymmetry. Gene Ontology annotation, cellular component: centrosome; ciliary basal body. The record is from RefSeq and is a predicted model, not a curated record. Lineage: Eukaryota; Metazoa; Chordata; Mammalia; Carnivora; Hyaenidae.